This is a messenger RNA of Ophidiomyces ophidiicola, 1692 nucleotides long. It is a transcript of the gene rio1, whose product is annotated as Serine/threonine-protein kinase rio1. Gene Ontology annotation, cellular component: cytosol; preribosome, small subunit precursor. The transcript has a single exon. The coding region runs from base 1 to 1692 and encodes 563 amino acids. The record is from RefSeq and is a predicted model, not a curated record. Gene Ontology annotation, molecular function: protein serine/threonine kinase activity; ATP binding. Lineage: Eukaryota; Fungi; Ascomycota; Eurotiomycetes; Onygenales; Onygenaceae. Gene Ontology annotation, biological process: maturation of SSU-rRNA.
AUGGCAUCGGCAGAGACAGCAAAGUUGGAGGACACCGGAGCUCCUGCCCCCGGCGUUGUGCUUGACCAAAAUUCCGAUGCCCCACCAAAUGAAGCUGCACAGCAAAAUUCUCAGGGCAUAAAGGAGGAAGAGGAUGAAUAUUACGAUGAUAUAUUUGCGGAAGAUCUUGAUGAUGAAGACUUCCUCUCCUCAAACCCAGCCGAUUUUACAAAAACAUACAACCGUCAACGCCGCUUGAACGAGGUCGCGGCAGACGCAAAUGCGCCGAAGUCAUCCUACCCAAAAAGCAACCCGCAAAAGCCUACCAUAAAUACCCAUGCAAAGAUCGAUGACCAGAUAUCGGCGCUUUCUAGACAUGCUGCAAAAUUACGGCUCGAUGAUACGCAAUCCGGCCUUGGAGGCCGGACCUCCAAAGGCGCCGACAAGAGCGACAGGGCAACAUCUGAACAAGUGUUGGACCCGCGAACGAGAAUGUUGCUAUUGCAAAUGAUCAACAGAAAUGUUAUAUCAGAGGUUAAUGGAUGUUUGUCGACAGGCAAAGAAGCCAAUGUUUACCACGCUGUUUCCUAUCCCGACGGUGAAGACGGAGAGCCCGUACAACGUGCGAUCAAGGUCUAUAAAACAAGCAUUCUAGUAUUCAAGGACCGUGAUAAAUACGUCACAGGAGAGUUUAGGUUCCGACAGGGAUACAACAAGUCCAACAAUCGGGCCAUGGUCAAGGUAUGGGCCGAAAAAGAAAUGCGGAAUCUCAAACGCAUUUAUGCAGCCGGAAUUCCUUGUCCAGAACCACUGUACCUACGGUUGCACGUUCUUGCCAUGGGUUUUCUUGGAAAUUCCAAGGGUCUUCCUGCACCUCGUUUGAAGGACGUCGAAUUACAGGAUGCAGACCCAGAAGCCCGAUGGCGGGCUCUUUACAUGGAGCUGAUUGGGUACAUGAGGACCAUGUACCAAGACUGCCGAUUAGUGCAUGCUGAUCUGAGCGAGUAUAAUAUCCUAUACCACAAACACAAACUGUUUAUCAUUGAUGUAAGUCAGAGUGUUGAACAUGACCAUCCGCGCAGUUUGGAGUUCCUGCGUAUGGAUAUCAAGAACGUCAGCGACUUCUUCGGCCGAAAGGGCGUCGAUACCCUUCCUGAGCCCACGGUGUUUGAAUUUAUCCUGUCUCCAGAGGGACCUCGGAUGGUAGAUGGGUGCAACGACCAAAUGAUCCAGGAAUUGGAGAGCCUUUUCGCCCAUAGAACAGAGACUCAUGACACGGAGGCUACCGAGAUUGACACUGCAGUGUUCAGACAGCAGUACAUCCCUCAAACGCUUGAACAAGUGUAUGACGUUGAACGCGACGUCGAGAAGCUCAAAGCAGGUGAGGGAGAAGAUCUUGUGUACCGCAACCUGCUAGCUUCCCGCGGGAAAGCUCGUGUAGGUGAUGAGGAACAACGCGCGAGCGCCGUCGUCGUUGACGAGGGCUCGGACGAAUCCGGAGGCGUUUCGGUGUCAGAAGGAGAGUCAGAGGGUGAGGAGGACGAGGACGACGACCUAUUCGCCAAGAAGCCGCCGCGUGGGAAAAGAUUUGAAGACAAAGAUGUGAAGCGCGACCACAAGCGUCAGGUUAAGGAGGAAAAGCGGGAACAGCGGGCGAAGAAGAUGCCGAAACAUAUCAAGAAAAAGAUUAUUAAUUCUACGAAAAGGAAAUAA